Molecule: messenger RNA, 974 nt
Organism: Magnolia sinica
Lineage: Eukaryota; Viridiplantae; Streptophyta; Magnoliopsida; Magnoliales; Magnoliaceae
Product: BAG family molecular chaperone regulator 2-like
Exons: 2
Coding region: 448-897 (149 amino acids)
Molecular function (GO): protein binding
Source: RefSeq, a predicted model, not a curated record
AAGAUAUGCUAUUAAUCUAGUAAUUUCAAAUCUGUGGUCCAUCGGGGUUGGAUCAUAGCCUGAAACACAUACUCAUCUAGUGAUUGCCAUAUUCUACUUUGUUUUGAUGAAAUUUUUGGCCCAUGGACCAUCUUAGUUUUAACCGUCUAUUUGAUAGCAAUGAUGGGCGCUACUGCUUGGACGGCCAGGAUUGAUACAAAUGUAUGGUGAGUGAGACACCACAACUUAAGAAAAGGUAGAGAGCUACAAUUUAUCCUCUAAGCGAAAAGCCAAUGGACGGCUUGUCUUUCCAAUUAUUUCCUUCUUGUCUCCACGCAUGUCUCUCAUCCCUCAUCGAACUUCUAUAACUAGCCUCCUUAAUCACCUUUCCUUGAAUGAGAAACCAGAUACACACACACAAAGAGAGAGAGAGAGAGAGAGAGAGAGAGAGAGAGAGAGAGAGAGAGAAUGAUUAGGUUUAGAUCAAGAAGGUUUUGCAGGAGUAAUUCUAAGGUAGGUGGUGGGGGCCAAGGUGGCAGGGACGGUAGAGAUUGCAUCAGCAGCGGUGAUAUCAAGUGGGAACUAAGGCCGGGCGGCAUGCUUGUACAGAAAAGAGAGAAUGAAGCAAGUGUAGGAGAAGGAAUGGUGACAGUAAAAGUAUGGAGUGGGUCCCACUUGCAUGAUGUCUCCAUUGAAGCAACUUCCACCUUUGGCCAAUUGAAAAUGAUUUUGGCUUUGAUCACUGAUUUGGAACCAAAGGAACAAAGGCUAUUGUUCAAAGGCAAGGAAAGAGAGGAUGAUGAUUUUUUACACAUGGUUGGAGUUGAAGACAUGGACAAGGUGCUCUUAUUUGAAGACCCAGCGAACAAACAUAGGAAACUGGUCGUUGGGAAGAAUUGCAGGACCAUUAUCGUCUGAUUUUUUUUUUUAAUUUUUUUUCAUUGUUUUAAUCACUAACAAUGUUUCAAGAAAUUGAUGGGACUACUCAUUUGUAA